AUGUUAAGCAUCUUUACACUCUCCUAUUAUGCAGCCGGUGGGUGGGCAGGAUUCUGGAUUUUGCGAGUCCUUUAUCGACUUUCGCCUUUCCACCCGUUAGCUAGAGUCCCAGGUCCCAGGCUAGCAGCGGCGACACAACUUGUAGAGUUCUAUUAUAAUGUCUUGCAAGAUGGACAGUUUAUAUUCAAAACAGUGGAGUGGCACGAGAAAUACGGCCCUAUAGUGCGAAUCGGUCCCAACGAGGUGCACGUCAACGACCCAUCCUUCUAUAAUAUCCUCUAUAGCAAAGACUAUCGCUUCCCCAAGUCCCAAGGCCAUUACCGUUUUGCUCAACAAACGGAAGGUGGAUUAGGAAACUGCAACGUUAGAACCCAUAAAGCUCGUCGUGCGGUACUCGACCCUCUUUUUUCGACCCAGGCUGUGCUUAAACUUGAACCACAAAUCCGCAAAUUCGUCGAUAUGGCUAUCUCUCGUGUUGGGCGCAACGUUGAAAGUUCAGAGAAAGAAGGGUUUGAAAUCAACGGUGUAUUCCGAUGUUUGACAGUCGAUGUUAUAUCGCAGUAUGCCUACAGCGAGCCUAUAGGAAUGCUUGAAAAUGAAAGAGAAAACGACCCAUUUUUUGUUGGAAUGGAUAAUUUGAUCGGGUUGACUUGGGUAUACAGUUGGACUUGGAAACUCCAAGACUUGCUUAUGGCGCUACCGUUUUCGCUCGUCAGUAAAAUCAUGCCACCGGAUGUAUUAGGCGUGAUUGACUUCCAGCACCAAGCCGAAGACCGAGUUGUUUCAUUCCUUGCGGAUCCAGAAAAGGCCAAAGCAAAGUAUACCCAUACAACGGUCUUUGAGGUAUUGCUUUCUGGCAACCAAGAGAAAGGCUAUGAGGUUCCAUCUCUCAAGGCCUUGAAGGAGGAAGCAUGGGGGUUCCUCGCGGCUGGUUCUGAAACAACAGCGGCGGCACUGUCUAAUGGAAUUUACGAAGCCUGCAAAGAACCCAAAUUCCAAGAAAAGCUCUACGCAGAGUUAAUCGCGGAGUUCCCCGAUCCGGACGCUGAACCUAUCACUUACAAGCGUGCUGUCCAACUACCAUACCUUACCGCAUUCAUCAAGGAAACAUUGAGAACCCCACCUGGUGUUCCUGGUCGCUUACCUAGAGUUGUUCCUAAGGAAGGUGUAACUGUCUGCGGACAGUUUAUCCCUGGUGACACUAUAAUUGGCAUGUCCUCAAUCCUACAGCAAACCGAUCCAAAUGUCUACAAGAAUCCGACAAAGUUUAUACCCGAAAGAUGGAUUCAAGAUAAAAUCCCAGAACAAUCCUUUGUACCAUUCGGAAAAGGGUCAAGAGGUUGUCAGGGUAUGAACUUAGCAUGGGCCGAAUUAUACCUCACAUACGCAAACCUCUGGAGAAGAUACUCCUUUAGACUCCAUGAGAGUAGCACCCUGACUGAUGGAUGGACAGAUCAGUUCAUUCCGAAGAGGGAAGGAAAGCUUAAAGUAGUAGUCAUCCCUCGAGAAAAAUGA
Molecule: messenger RNA, 1515 nt
Organism: Orbilia oligospora ATCC 24927
Lineage: Eukaryota; Fungi; Ascomycota; Orbiliomycetes; Orbiliales; Orbiliaceae
Exons: 5
Coding region: 1-1515 (504 amino acids)
Molecular function (GO): oxidoreductase activity, acting on paired donors, with incorporation or reduction of molecular oxygen; heme binding; iron ion binding
Source: RefSeq, a predicted model, not a curated record